Molecule: messenger RNA, 177 nt
Organism: Sphenostylis stenocarpa
Lineage: Eukaryota; Viridiplantae; Streptophyta; Magnoliopsida; Fabales; Fabaceae
Source: the annotation of a GenBank genome assembly
AUGGAAGCUUAUAAAGUGCCAAAUGGCUAUAGAGAAAUGCAAAUGAAGAUUUUGGACUCUCUCACAUACAUAUUACUUCAAAAUUUUGCACUUGAAACAGCGGACUGCGAAAGCAAAAAGGUUCCCAUUCAAAGCAAGCGUUAUGGUGAAAAUGGACUAAAAUCACUUCAGAUUUGA